AUGGCAGAAAAAUUAGGGCGCAUGUUAGCAGAUUAUGCAAAGAACAGGGCAAUGGGAGGACAGGAUGGAACAUAUGAGGUAAUUUUGUAUGAGGGUACACUAUAUAAGACCUACAAUGAAUACUUAGCAGGGAGAACACACGGGAGAAUGAAAUGGAAGGAGGAAUAUAUUAGAACUGUUAGCUCAGGUAUAGCGGAUAGAAAAAUAUUAUACAUUAGGAAGGAAAGCAAGAUACACAGGUACACAUAUAAUUUUCCUCUGCUGCAGAAAGGACUAUGGGACGACAUCCAAGGCAUAUUCGGCGAGCUCAAGCAGGCAUUGGUAAACACGGAACACAUAAUGGAUGGAGUAUGUAACAUAAUGGCUGAGGACGAGGCAAAGACGCUACAGAGGCAGAUGGUACGGCUUAUAUGCAAGCACAUUAUAAGAAUAAUUUUUUUUGCAAACAGAAUAAGUUUCAAGGACGGUCACAUGGAAGUAAAGAAAGAUUCUGCCCCGGACGGCGAUCUGCGGGACUAUUUAAGAUGUAUGGUGGGAAAUGUUGCUGCAAUAACAUUGUACAGCGGAAGCUGCAACACAAGAAAGACUGUACGCAAGAUAAUUCAUAAAGUGAACGAGAUUGGUCAGGAAGACGGAACUGCAUAUCCCCGUGCAGUGUGCGCAGGACUGGAUUAUGAUACAUUAAAAAUAGGCUCAAAAUUUUUUGCAACAACCAUGGGCGAUUGGAUACGAACAUGGGGAAAAAGGAACGGAGGACAAAUAAGUACACGCGGAGUGGACAGUUCCUGUGAUAUAGGAAAUCACAGUAAUACAAGCAAGGAUAGGGAGCAAGAGGGUAGCGAGGAGCCCAUAGUUAAAAUGUUUCAGGAUAAUACUGCUAAAGAAGUAAGGGACAUGAUUGGUAGGGGUGACAACAUUGAAGAACAGAAACGGAACCAGAUAAUGAAAGAACUUAGGGAAAAAGGGACCGAGGGUGAUGAAUGGAACAAACUGAUGCAGACGAUAGGCGCUGGAGGACCGGCGGCCCCCAAGCCGGCGGCUACCAAACCAGCAACCACAAAACCGGUAGAAGCACCACCCGCAGGAAGAUCAGAGGAAGCUGGGGACCCACCGCAAGGACCCGUACCAGCACACGCAUCAGCCGCACCGGCCGCAGGGACAGGUGGGCAACAACCCCCACCACCUCCACCACGGAGACCAUCCACACCAACACACGGACCACAAGGAGAAGUGGGCAUAGCAGCAGGUGGACCUGGAUCAGUCCGGGACCCGCCCCCAGUAAAGGGCACCGGGCGGGGGCCCAUACUGCAGACGAGGACACCAUCAAGGCCGAACCUAACUCCUCCCCAGCAGCCCCCCACAACAGAGCCCCCCCCAGGGAACGGAGCCAGCAACCGUGCAAAACCAGUAGCGGCGAAACCGGGACCAGCGGUGACACCGGGGGCGACGGCAUCAUCGGGUGCUGGUGGGGGUGGUAAGGGUGGUACGCCUAGUACGGGAGUUGCCGUGGGAGGUCAGCACGAGAACGGGAAGAUGGCGGACACCGCGGACAAAGAGUGUGAUGCAGACAGAAUACUGCAGCAAGGGCGUCACGCGGUGUACGUGGUGCCCCCACGUGAUGAUACACAAUGGGAAAAGUGGAAACAAGUGUUGCAGGAAUUUACGGAAUAUAUGCAGGACCACAACGACCUCAAUGAAGCAUAUGGUGCAAAUUGUUAUAAUAGUGGUUGGAAUGAUUUCGGCAAGGGCAAUGAGAGUCAUACGCAACAAAGAGUAGCAGAUGUCGUACGGUGCAGAGUUAUGAGCGUUGCAUGGGCAUUUGCAAAUUGGUCGAAUACGGCUGCACAAGACACGAAGCACGGGGUCAAAAUGGAGAAGGAAGAACAGGACAUGUUCAGGUGUGAAGUGGUAAAUAUCUUUGGACAUUUACUGAAGGAGAAGUAUUGUUCAGAGCAAAAAGGAUACAAGAGGGGCGUAGAGUAUUCCCGGAUAGUAUUCAAGAGUAUGAAGAGCGAUGGAGCAGGUGGAAUUGGAGUACUGGAUGGUCCUGUUAUACAAGGCAAGUGUACUGCGUGUGGGUAUGAAAAGCAUAACAGGUUGGCACACGCAAUAAAUUUGAAAGUAGUACAGUGGCUCAUGGACGAAGGAAAGAUAAGUUCUGAAAUAGCACAAAUGGAGAUGGCGAUGCCCUGUCGGGAGCUCUGGAAAAAGUAUAUUAAUGAGCUGGACUCCCGGCACAACCCUACUACGGACGGGGACAGAGACUUGACCAGUAUCAAAGAACGUUUGAGCACAGACGGGAGGAAGAAGCUAGAGACAGCAGAGAAGGACAUGGAGGGAGAAGUGAAAAAGAUAAUUAAGAAAGUGCACGAAUCAAAGGACGACAUAAUGAAGGCCGCCAAGGCGGGGUAUGAGGAAGUGCAGCAGAACGCACAACAGGAAAUUGCGGACGCACGGCACCCUGCUUCGUUGAGCGAUGAGCACAGCGGCGGCCACGAAGGCAACUGUAGCGGUGACGAGGACAGGACGAGGGAUGGAGCCGGACGAGGGAUAGUGCAUGUAGACAUUAAGCACGCAGGCAUCCAGGACGGAAUAGAAGGACCUAGAAAAAAGUUCCAGUGCCUGCACCCCAGAAACCAGAAGUACCACCAGCUACAGUACCAGCAGUCACAAAGACGCCUGUGCCUGAGGACACGGUGUCAGUACCCAAAGCUGCACCGGAAGCACAGGCACCAUCCGUAG
Molecule: messenger RNA, 2742 nt
Organism: Plasmodium fragile
Lineage: Eukaryota; Apicomplexa; Aconoidasida; Haemosporida; Plasmodiidae
Exons: 5
Coding region: 1-2742 (913 amino acids)
Source: RefSeq, a predicted model, not a curated record